This is a messenger RNA of Corapipo altera (White-ruffed manakin), 842 nucleotides long. Its product is annotated as gap junction beta-5 protein-like. The transcript has a single exon. Bases 12 to 842 code for a protein of 276 amino acids. Gene Ontology annotation, biological process: cell communication. The record is from RefSeq and is a predicted model, not a curated record. Lineage: Eukaryota; Metazoa; Chordata; Aves; Passeriformes; Pipridae. Gene Ontology annotation, cellular component: connexin complex.
ACCGGGGAGCCAUGAACUGGAGCACGUUCGAGGGGCUCCUCAGCGGGGUCAACAAGUACUCCACAGCCUUCGGCCGCGUCUGGCUCUCCCUCGUCUUCAUCUUCCGCCUGCUGGUCUACGUGGUGGCGGCCGAGCGGGUCUGGAGCGACGACCACAAGGACUUUGACUGCAACACUCUGCAGCCGGGCUGCACCAACGUCUGCUUCGACCACUUCUUCCCCGUGUCCCACAUCCGCCUCUGGGCCCUGCAGCUCAUCCUGGUGACGUGUCCGUCCCUCCUGGUCAUCAUGCACGUGGCCUACCGGGAGGCCAAGGCGCAGCGGCUGCGCGAGGCCGGAGGGGACGGCUGCCACCGCCAUCUCUUCGCCAACCCCGGCAAGAAGCGGGGCGGGCUGUGGUGGACGUACCUGCUCAGCCUCAUCUUCAAGGCCGGCGUGGAUGUGGUCUUCCUCUACAUCUUCUACCGCCUCUACAGGAACUACACCCUGCCCCGGCUGGUGAAGUGCGAGCUGCCCCCCUGCCCCAACGUGGUGGACUGCUUCAUCUCCCGGCCCACCGAGAAGAACAUCUUCACCCUCUUCAUGGUGGUCACCGCCUGCGUCUGCGUCGUGCUGAGCCUCGCCGAGGCCGCCUACCUGAUUGGCAAGCGGUGCCGGGAGUGCCUGCAGGCUGGUGGUGGGCAGAGCCGGCGGCACAGCCAGGACUGCCCGCUGCCCUGUGCCGAGCCCGUGGGCACGGUGGGACAGGUUUUCCAUGGGGCAGACUACAAACCCCCCACGGCCACCAUCCCACCCACGGCGUCCUGCCCCAGCACAGCGUCCGAGGAGGAGGCUCUUUCCUAA